Messenger RNA from Tribolium madens (black flour beetle), 994 nucleotides. Its product is annotated as probable pyridoxamine 5'-phosphate oxidase. Lineage: Eukaryota; Metazoa; Arthropoda; Insecta; Coleoptera; Tenebrionidae. The record is from RefSeq and is a predicted model, not a curated record. Gene Ontology annotation, molecular function: FMN binding; pyridoxamine phosphate oxidase activity. Gene Ontology annotation, biological process: pyridoxal 5'-phosphate biosynthetic process; pyridoxine biosynthetic process. The transcript has 6 exons. The coding region runs from base 66 to 770 and encodes 234 amino acids.
GGUAAACCUUGUAAUCAUUACGGAAAUAAGAAAACAACGUCAGUUGUUUGUGUGAUAAGAAAUAAAUGAAAGGUCUUCAUUGUUUUUACGCAUUUCGAAAGGCCAACAGAAGCAUCUUUUGUUCUUUUUCGACAAUGAGUUUUUCGGAUUUAUCAUUUAUAGAAGUUAAAGACCUAAGAAAUCCUUCAGUUUUGUUUCAUGAAUGGAUUCAAGAAGCAAAAAUGUGCGGUGGACAAACUUCUUUAAUGAAUUUAGCAACAGCUUCCAAAAAUGGAAAAGUCAGUAACAGAACUGUCGCAAUUCGAGAAAUAAUUCCUGAUGCAUCACUGGCUUUCACCGCCCAAGCGAACAGUAACAAAAUAAAAGAUAUUAACGAGAACCCGCAAGUCGCCGCAACAAUUCUUAUUCCGUAUGUUAAGAACGGUAAAAAUGUUUUAAAACAGAUAAGAUUGUCUGGGAUUGCGGAAAAGUUGUCACAAGAACAAUGCAAGAUUUACUUUGAAAAAGAAAGUCUGUCUUCGAAAAUACGGUCCUGGAUUUGUCAGAAAUGUGGUCCAGUUGAAUGGAACGACUUGAAACGUGAACAUGACAAAUUUUUAAAAGAAGUUGUUGAAAAUAAAAAAGUGAUUGAAAUGCCUGAAACACAGGUUGCUUACAAAAUUGUUCCAUACGAAUUCGAUUUUUACUUUUCGGAAGGUGAAACAAUUGCUGAUAGAGUUUUAUUCAAAUUGUUGGAUGCUCAGUGGAACUGCCAACGAAUAAUGACCUAAUUUCAAUAAUAUUCAUGUAGGGUUUGAAGGAAAUAUCAAUAAAAACUAUUUUUUAAGUAAAGAAUAAAAAAGAGCUAUAUUAUUUUCAAAUCACUUUGUAUUUUACAUUUUUGAAUUGUCACAUAAUGAAAAUUUUUCUUACCUCAACAAAAUGACCAAAAGAAUGAGCACCACAACAGUAAUUGCCAAUAAAACCCAAAUUUUUCUCUACAAGUAAAAAGCAA